AUGCCCAUCUACAGCAUGUUGGCCUCUGCUCCAAAUUCUGAUACAGACGAGAUCGAGGAUGAGGAGAAGCUUCUCGCCAGCUUCGAGUCCUCGCAGAACUCAAUAUCGAAAACAUGCUCGCGAAACGUUGCGAUGCAAUGGAUUUUGGGACAAUUUCGAAACGAACAUGAAAAUGACGAACACAGCACACUGUAUCAUAAGUUUCGAGGUUACUUGCAGAGUAAUCCCGUCAUGAUACAUGUUUUGCUUGUCCUUGCAUAUUCCGUCGUUUGUUUCUUGAUCAUUCAUCUUUCACGACAAUCAAAUGAAUGUCUCCCCCUGAUCUACACUCCUGCUCAAGACGCCAUUGUGAGGGAGGCCAAGGUCUUGAGUGUCAAAAUCAACCAGACUUCCAACAUGUUCAACGCAGAGCCAUCACCAGAAGUAGAUGACGCAUGGGCUUCACUAUUUCGAUAUGCAAACAUCCGAAUCACAAAGGACGAGGUUGACCGGCUUGGGAGGCCGUCCCUGCGGUUGAUCGAUGGGACGGGAGACUACUUCGGUACACUUGAUGUCUAUCAUCAGCUUCAUUGCUUGAAAUACAUCCGGCAAUACGUUCACCAGGAUUACUACACUGUACGAGACACAAAUGUGCCAGUGAAGGACCACGUCAACCACUGUAUCGAAAUGCUUCGCCAAGUGAUUAUGUGCAAAGCCGACACGGCACUCAUGACCUACGAAUGGCUUCCUGAUUUCCCCGGCCCAUGGCCAAAUUUUGGGAUUCAGCAUGAAUGUGUUAAUUGGGAGACGAUUGAUAACUGGUCAAAACAAAGGGCGAUUGAUAUAUUUGAUCCGAAAUACUUGCAGCAUCCUAAAUUUGGAUUCCCGUAUCCAAAACAUGAAUAA
Molecule: messenger RNA, 885 nt
Organism: Cadophora gregata
Lineage: Eukaryota; Fungi; Ascomycota; Leotiomycetes; Helotiales; Ploettnerulaceae
Exons: 7
Coding region: 1-885 (294 amino acids)
Biological process (GO): mycotoxin biosynthetic process
Source: RefSeq, a predicted model, not a curated record